This is a messenger RNA of Rhinichthys klamathensis goyatoka, 3787 nucleotides long. It is a transcript of the gene ssh2b, whose product is annotated as slingshot protein phosphatase 2b. Gene Ontology annotation, cellular component: cytoplasm. The coding region runs from base 143 to 3676 and encodes 1177 amino acids. The transcript has 15 exons. The record is from RefSeq and is a predicted model, not a curated record. Lineage: Eukaryota; Metazoa; Chordata; Actinopteri; Cypriniformes; Leuciscidae. Gene Ontology annotation, molecular function: protein tyrosine/serine/threonine phosphatase activity; actin binding. Gene Ontology annotation, biological process: actin cytoskeleton organization; negative regulation of actin filament polymerization; protein dephosphorylation.
GGCGCAUGCGCAGAGGAGUCGCAGAGAGGAAGCGCGACAGAGAGCAGUAGCAACGGACGAGCUGCGGCUGAUCUCCUCUGACACAAUUAUGUCUGUCUCGCCACCACCAGUUUCCCUCAGGUAUCCGUUUACCGGAGCCUGAAUGGCGUUGGUAACUGUGCAGCGGUCGCCUACUCCAAGCGCAACAUCCAGCCCGUGCGUUUCGGAGUCUGGCAGUGGGGAAGAUGACCGCCGGUCUCAGCCCAGAAGCAUCAGUGAGAGCUUUCUAACAGUGAAAGGUGCCGCCCUUUUUCUUCCACGUGGGAAUGGCUCCUCCUCUUCCUCAUCCUGCUCCUCCAGAAUUACAGGACAGCGCAGCAAACAUGCAGGGGACAUUCAGCAGCACCUGCAGACCAUGUUCACUUUACUGCGGCCAGAGGACAACAUCCGUCUGGCUGUGCGGUUGGAGAGCACCUUCCCCCAGUGUACCCGCUACAUGGUGGUGGUCUCCACUAAUGGUAGACAGGACACAGAAGAGAGCGUGGUGCUGGGCAUGGACUUCAGCCCUUCCGACAGUUCCUUUUCCAUAGGCAUGGUGCUUCCUCUGUGGAGUGACACACGGAUCCACCUGGAUGGUGACGGGGGUUUCAGUGUGUCUACAGAUAAUAGGAUACACAUAUUCAAGCCAGUCUCAGUCCAAGCCAUGUGGUCAGCCCUGCAGUCUCUUCAUAAGGCCUGUGAAGUGGCCCGCUGUCAUAACUACUUCCCAGGCAGCCUCUUCCUGACCUGGGUGAGCUACUACCAGAGCCAGAUGUCCUCAGAUCAGUCCCGCAUCAACGAGUGGAACGCCAUGCAGGACGUGCAGUCCCACCGCGCAGACUCGCCUGUGCUCUUCUCUGAUGUGCCAACUGAGCGAGAAAGAACAGAGAGACUCAUCAAGAAUCGCUUGAGAGAGAUCAUGACGCAAAAGGACCUUGAGAACGUCACUUCAAAAGAUAUCCGCACGGAGCUGGAGAUGCAGAUGGUGUGUAACCUACGGGAGUUUAAGGAGUACAUUGAUAAUGAGAUGAUCGUCAUCUUGGGGCAGAUGGACAGGCCCACAGAGAUUUUUGAGCAUGUUUACCUGGGUUCUGAAUGGAAUGCAUCUAAUCUGGAAGAACUACAAAACAGCGGGGUGCAAUACAUCCUUAACGUGACGCGGGAGAUCGAUAACUUCUUUCCAGGGCUAUUCGAGUACCACAAUAUCCGGGUUUACGAUGAAGAGGUCACAGACUUGCUGGCUUACUGGAAUGACACUUACAAGUUCAUUUCUAGAGCCAAGAAAGCAGGGGCGAAGUGUCUGGUGCAUUGCAAGAUGGGCGUCAGUCGUUCGGCCUCCACUGUGAUCGCAUAUGCCAUGAAGGAGUACGGAUGGGGCCUGCAGCAGGCCUUUGAGUAUGUUAAAGAGCGGCGGGCCGUCACCAAACCCAACCCAUCGUUCAUGAGACAGCUGGAAGAGUAUCAGGGAAUCCUGGUGGCAAGCAAACAGAGACACAAUAAGUUGUGGCGUUCCCACUCGGAUAGUGAUCUGUCGGACCACCACGAGCCGCUUUGUAAGGCCACUGCUGCACAGUCUCUCGGACGCUCCAAUUCCCGUAACCAGACCUUCUGCCAGACGUCACCCUCAAUACAGGAGCUACUGCAGACUCUCACACCCACUGGAGUUAAGGAGCAGGCGGCGCCUGAUACUACACCCUGGUCAGAUACUCACAUUUACAACGGCCUGGGGAACCCAGACGACAACCUCCAUGAACCCACAGAGACCCCCUUCAUCCCAAGACGCAGGGCUGCCACUGUGGUCCCUGAGGCCAGUUCUAAUGUCACCCCUGUGACCAUUACCGAGACGGUCUCGCUGUGUCGUCCUCAUCCGCCCGCCGCUGUACAUCAGCCACCUUCGUCCCCCGGGCUUCUCUCAGAUGCAAAGGCCAAUCAAGUACUGCCUGAGCAGCCUGAGGUGUCCAAUCUUGUGCCUUUGGAGAAGUCUAGUCCAAAGGUCCUCUCAUCCAUGAACGUUAGGAGUAGGACUCCUGAACCAUGCACAGAGGCCCUGGACUCCUCAGGGCUGCAGGAUCUCAGCCAGCAAGUGCCUAACACGGAGACAGACUGUGCGGGGUUAAGUCACAGCAGUGAUGAAGACCACCACCCCAGUGCCACAUCUACCACCCCUCCCUCCACUCUAAGCACAGACCGCAUUGACUUCUUCAGUGCCAGAGAGAAGUUCCAGGGCCUUUCUCAGGAGGGUCAGAUCCGUGGGACUUCUGAGCAGGCGUCGCAGCAGGCACCUCGGGACAAAAGUCCGAGCGUAGAGACCAAACGGCUACUUCCUGACAACCCUAUUAAAGAGGAGGAACAGAAAAAGGAGAGCUGCAGUGUCUCAGUCCAUAACAUAGUUUCAGAAAUGGAGUCCAUUCAGCACAGCGUAACCCCUCCCCCCCUUCCUACCAGCCAACCUGUUUCCAGUAGCAGCAGUGAGGAAGAGGAGUUCACUCCAGCCACAUCAGCAGAAGCUGAAACUGAGAAGGUGGAGCAUGGGAAAGAUUGGCCAAAGGGUACCGUGCGGCGAGCCACCAGGGAGCUUGAGCAGAAGAUCAAGCAGGUGGUCUUGUCAGCGGCACCGGUGUCCUCGGCCCCCGCAUGUCCCUCGCGACACUCCCCCGUCAACACCAGCAGCAGAGAGAGAACUGAGGAGACCUCAACCCACACACACCUCACACCUGAUCCAAGCACUGUGUCAACACACCAUCACCAGCCUCAGAACAACACGGACAAGAUGGAGAAAGACGAGAGUGUUUCGGCUGAAGAGGACCGAACAGGAAGCGAAAGCGAGAGACGACUCAGGGAGGGAGAGCACAGGAACACCGGGCUCACACACUCCAGACAAAGCCAUUCUGAUUCAUCUAGCUCUUCUCCAGUUGUGAUUCUCCAGCUUGAGGGAAUCACCGAGCAUGAGAGUUACACGGACUCUGACUGUCCCCUGGUACGCUGUCCAAAGGACAUGAGAGAAACCUGGGAGACCCUGAAAGAGCUUGGGGCAUUCCUCUGGCAGGUGAGUGGCUGCUCGGACAGGAGGCUCAGCCAGCCUUGGUCACGGAGGGAGCAUAGAAAGGGCCGGGCGACGCGAGAGAGGACCAAAGAGGUGGAGGCUCGGAUCCGGCAGGCUGGACUGACCCCACCCUCAAUGAUGAAGCGCUCGGCCUCGUUGGCCAAGCUUGGGUCGUUGGAGCUCUCGACCUUUGACCUGAACGAGCUUGACUUGAUUCCCGCCUUACUCCCUGCUCCCGCCAAUAAGCCACGGCCCCACUCGUACAGUGACGAUACCUCAAAAAAGAAGCGUGUUUUGCCCCGUUGCACUCCUGCUCUCCCUUCCUCCUCUGCCUCUCCUGUUUCGUCCACUGGAUCUCAUUCACCCGGACACGAAGAGAAUAAUGAUGAGACUGAAGAGGCGGAGUAUAGUGACUGUGAUGUCAUGCCCAUGCCACUGCCACUCUCCUCACCCUCCAAUGAAUGUUGGAGGGAGGAUAAUGCACAGGAGGAGGCAGGUUACGCCCCGUUACCUGCUCCUGCCUCGAUACCCGUGGCAACACGCCAACAGUAUGGGAGGACACAUCCCCUGCGGAGGCUGAAGAAACGAACUGUUAACCCUUACCACACUAUGUGACUUUUAUUCUGUAUGUGAGUGUAUGUUUGUGCUUGCAAGAGUGAAUUUGUGAUUUAAAGGGAUAGUCCAUCCAGACAUGAUAAUUCUGCCAACAUUUACUGUCAAUACACC